Diatraea saccharalis (sugarcane borer) is the source of this 2987-nucleotide messenger RNA. NCBI's taxonomy places the organism in Eukaryota, Metazoa, Arthropoda, Insecta, Lepidoptera, Crambidae. The record is from the annotation of a GenBank genome assembly.
CGCUUUCGGCUUCUCACUCGUCGCCGUCUUGCCGCUAGCCUGUCUCACCUCGCGGCCGGCAGCCUUGCGCGACGCGCCGCGCUCUUUCACAUUCAAAAUUAUUCGCAACGAUUAUAAAAAGUCUCUGUGCAAUAAAAAUAUUAUUUCGUCUUUCGAUGCGGUCGCAAUUGGCUUUUGCAACAGAGACAUUGUUAAAACUUUAUAAACUAUUUAAGUGCCUUUAAAACUUUGAAUGCACUCCUCGUUGCAUGUCCCGCGCGCGUCGUUAUGAGAACCCCGUACUGGCGGUCACGUUGACGUCGCGCGGUGCCGCCAUAUCUGUCUCGGCCACCAACUAGCAAAAUUAAUAGAAUGGCGGAGGGCAAUGGAGAAAUAUCCAUUGAAGAGGUACCUGGGAAGGACUCUGAUGUAGGCCGCACACCAGAUUACCGCAAACUCAUUGAUUAUGGCUUGGAUCCUCAGGUAGCCGCCAAGCUGGACGACAUUUAUAAGACUGGAAAGCUAGCGCAUGCAGAACUAGAUGAGCGUGCGUUAGAUGCCUUAAAAGAAUUUCCAUCCGACGGUGCUUUAAGUGUUCUUGGACAAUUUUUAGAUUCAAAUCUCGAGCAUGUAUCUAAUAAAAGUGCAUAUUUAUGUGGAGUCAUGAAGACCUAUAGACAGAAAAGCAGGGCGGCCGUCCAGGGCGCUCCCGCCCUGUCAACUUCUGUCCAGGUCAAAGGGCCAGACGAGGAGAAAAUCAAACAGAUACUGGCCAGGACCGGGUACACAUUAGACGUCACCACAGGUCAGCGCAAGUAUGGCGGCCCGCCGCCGGGCUGGGAGGGGGGCACGCCGGGCGCCGGCUGCGAGGUGUUCUGCGGCAAGAUACCCAAGGACAUGUACGAGGACGAGCUCAUACCGCUGUUCGAGCGCUGCGGGGAGAUAUGGGACCUGCGCCUCAUGAUGGACCCCAUGACCGGCACCAACCGCGGAUACGCCUUCGUCACCUUCACCACCCGCGAGGCCACCAUGCGCGCCGUCCAGCAGCUCGAUAAUCACGAAAUAAAACCUGGGAAGACUCUGAGAAUUAAGAUUAGCGUACCGAAUCUGCGACUUUUCGUCGGCAACAUUCCCAAGUCUAAAGGCAAAGAGGAGAUACUGGAAGAGUUUGGUAAAUUAACAGCGGGACUCGUCGAAGUUAUUAUAUAUAGUUCGCCCGAUGAUAAGAAGAAAAAUAGAGGAUUUUGUUUUUUGGAAUACGAGUCUCACAAAGCGGCGUCAUUAGCGAAACGUAGAUUGGGAACAGGUAGAAUAAAGGUAUGGGGCUGUGAUAUUAUAGUGGAUUGGGCUGACCCCCAAGAAGAACCCGAUGAGCAAACGAUGAGUAAAGUUAAAGUACUGUAUGUAAGGAACCUGACGCAAGAAAUAACAGAAGAAGCGCUGAAAGAAGAGUUUGAACGUUAUGGAACCGUGGAGCGCGUCAAGAAAAUCAAGGACUACGCAUUCGUACACUUCGACGACCGGGACUGUGCAGUAAAGGCAAUGCAAGAAUUAGAUGGUAAAGAAAUGGGAACCGCACGAUUGGAAGUGUCUCUGGCAAAACCGCCCUCCGAUAAGAAGAAAAAGGAAGAAAUACUCCGCGCUCGAGAGAGACGCAUGAUGCAGAUGAUACAUGGCCGAGGCGGAUUUGAUUGGUGCAGCUGCUCGCCCGUGCACGGCGCGCUGCGCGGCCGCACGCCGCAGCCGCAGCCGCGCCCGCCGGCCGCGCGCGGCGACUACGGGGGCUGGGUCAUGUGGGACGGGCGGGCGCUGGGCGCGGCGCGGGGCGGCGGGGGCGGGGGCGGGGGCGCCGGCCGCGGCUGGGGCCCGUGGUGGUGCACGGCGCGCCGCGCGUGGCCGCCGCACGCCCAGCGCCAUGCGUGGCAACCCGCGCGCCAAGCCAAGUUUACCAGGUAAACGUAAACAUGACGGGGGUCACCAGAACCUCGGCGGGGAGACGAAGCGGCGGCUGGGCGCGGCGGCGGCGGCGGCGUGCGGCUGGGGCUCUAGCUAGUGGCGCCGGCCGCCGCCGCGCGCCCCCCCUCCCGCCGCCGCCGCGCCGUCCCCGCCGCGCCCCCGCCCGCCCGCCGGCCCGCGGCGCCGCCGCCCCCCUGUCUCGGAGACACUACAAGCGCGCAGGGAGGCUCGCCGGACGGCGCGCGCGCCGCGGACGACGGUUACGUUUACACAGCGGACCCCCGCCCUGUAACGAGGGGGUCGCACCCUUUUUUUUUCUAUAUAUGUGUUUUUUUAUUUGAUUUUCAAGUUUUCGAUUUUGUAUCGCAUCGAUUCCGUAAAAAUCUUAAAGUAGGAAGUUAUGAAAUGUUUCGAAUGUAAGUUUUCCGUUAUGCUUAUGUUUUUCAAUGUCGUAUUAGCCGUAUAUAUUGUUUAAUAUAUACUUUAUAUUAUGUGGUGGGCGCGAGGCCGCGGUUGCCUGUUUGCGGCCGCGCGCUCGGGUCGUAGACCCGUCGACUGUUUUUUUUAAUACAUGUUAUUCAAUAUAUUUUAUUCCUGCGAACGCAUUUUGCGAUGUGAUGUGUAUUUUAGCAGUAAUUAUUAUAUUUAAGGAGUUUGACUGUUGUUUUUUGACAUACUUACAACUUAGGUUACAUGAGGAUUAUUGAGGAUGAAUUAUUGAUGGAAUGAAAUGAAGUAGCUACUACUCGAUUACGGCUAAAAUAGAUCCACCCGUGUCUCUUAUCUGUAUCGAUAACAUUUCCCGACUGUGUUCCUGCUUUAGUUUUUUGCUUUAUUUUUAUUACAUAUUCCCCUAUAAAAUACAUUAGCGUGAGGAUGUAGUAUUGUAAAGUUCAGGAUAUCUGUAAUGUUUAUUAUUGCUCUACUAAACUUUUUUUGUAUUACGCUCACAUAGCAUGUCCCAUACUGUUAGAACUCUGACUUGUAUCAAUCUUGUAUCAGUUUAAUAAUAUGUGGAAUAAAUUUGCAAAACUGUGUUUGCCUUAUUAUAA